Molecule: messenger RNA, 2551 nt
Organism: Eurytemora carolleeae
Lineage: Eukaryota; Metazoa; Arthropoda; Copepoda; Calanoida; Temoridae
Exons: 14
Coding region: 1-1509 (502 amino acids)
Source: RefSeq, a predicted model, not a curated record
AUGCUUCCUCUACCGCUGCCUGCAUUUUUUAUUCUAAUUUUCAUUUUACAGGUUGAAUCUAAACCUGGUAUUGGAGCAUUCAGGGUGGACGGAGGGGAAUUAAGGAUAGUUAAUGGUUCUCUUCUCCUACAUACAGAUGGAACUGAUCUACAGUUAUAUUGUAACCUACAGGAGGAGGCCUGGAAUGCCUGCAUUUGGUAUAGGCCGAAUAGCUCUCAGAACUGCGUUAUAGCUUCACAGUUAGAGAGGGAGAAGUAUUGUAAAUCUGGACCAGAUGAAUCUAAAUGGUCUAUAUCUAAGAACGAGAAUAAUUCCUGCAUUAUAUCAAUCAAACAAACAAAUAUACGAGACUCUGGACACUGGUCCUGUCUCCUAGUUCCUAGUAACUCUGCGGAGAAUAAAACGGUUACAGUUUCCUUACUCCGGGAUACUCUUAACACACAGAUUCAUCUGGAUAGGACUGAGUUAAACCUUACUCAGGGAGAAGAAACUAAUGUGACUUGUCACGUGCACUCAAAGGUUCGGAGUUUUCCUACAUUACUCUGGAGAGGAGCAGGAGCUGGAUUAAACACUGUUAAUGCUAAUCUAUCCUACUCCCAGGAUGGGAUUUCGUACUGGAAUCUGACAAGUACAGUACAGUUAACUGCAGAACUGAAAACCAGUUCGUUUAUUCAAUGUCGUGUGGUUCUGUUCGAUGAUCUGGGCAACCAGGAUAUACAACAAACACCUCAGAUAAAGGUGAGUGUGAACCCUACUCCGGUAGGACCUGGAGACCGUAGGUUCCAGGACUGGGAGCUAGGAUUACUAGUUGGUAUUCCUCUUCUUCUCAUCCUAAUCCUAGUUCUAAUCUUUAUAUUCUGUAUCUGGUUCAAUAGUAUUCUCUGCUUCAGGAAAAAGGAUGAAAAAGAUGAGAAUGCUCCGAGGGUUUAUAAUCUAGAAAAUGAUAAAACCCUAUCCCAGGAUUCCCUGGGAAACCUGCAGGAUUUAAAACCUACUAUUCCAUAUCUCAGGAUAACACCUACAGCUGAUAACCCGGAGAAGAAUAAUGGAACCUGGAGUGGAUCAUAUCUCUCUACAGACUCAGAGAGUCAGAGUACACAGCUAUCCCAGGGCCCCCUUUCCUUCUCUCUCCCCUGGGACCCCUACUCAGGGUGCCCUGACACCCCUGCGGUAUUCUCUUACGAGGGUUCAGAUAGAAUAGGCUCCGGAGACCUUUCUUUUCUCUCAGCCACUUCUUCCGAGAACCUGGAGAACCUGAACCUGGGAGAACAGUUCCGUUCUCUAGGUUCUCCGUUCUCCCAUCUAGCAUCGCUAUACCGGAGUAACGAUUCGUCCUGCUCCGAGAGUGAUGAACCAGUGUAUAAACCUAAACCUAGUAAACGGGGAAUAAACAAUAAACCUUCCAAAGAUAUAAAACCCCGGUCAGAAGAGAAAGUGCGUCCAAAAGCAACUCAACCUACACAACGAGGACAAAAGCAAUUGAUUCAGCUUCCAGAAAGUUGGGUUUGAUCAUGAUAAAAAAGAAUAUGUUUAUUAAACAUUUAUAAGACAUUCAAAAAAUAUUUCUUAUAUAAAAACUGUUAGUAAUAUUUAAAUAAAGCAAUAUUUCUAAAACACAAAAGUGGAAAACAAUAUUAAAAACAUAUCAAGUUAGUUCUGUCUCUAUUUUCUUAAAUUAUUUGAGUUAAAACAGAUUAAUUGUAAUUUGUGAAAACUAUUUUUUAUUCAAUCAAUUUUAACCCUUAAGUUUACCUAUUGGAGCCUUUAAAAACUAUUCCCGAUUUUUUAAGACUUUUUGUUCCACAUUUUUAACUAGUUAAAACUUGGAUGAAAAAGUCAACUUUUUUUACUAUUUUUGUUCCAAGUUUUUUACUAGUUCAAAACUGGAAUAAAAAAGCCGACUUUGUUACGACUUUUUGUCCCAAGUUUGUGAACUAGUUUUUAAAAGUUGACUUUUAUCCGACUUUAAAGUCGACUUUUUCUAAACUAGUUUUAAACUCGUAUUCCAUCGCAGUUCUCUUCGCUUCGGUAUGUUUGGUUUAAUCAAUCUUAAACUAUUUAAUCUCUCAAAAUUACAUUUCAAAUUUUUUUAAUUUUAUAUAAUAAAUUGAAUUUAAAAAAGAGCAAUUUAUCUAAAAUAGAAGUCCGUGCCUAUGUAUCUAAAUGCAUUUUUGCUAGUUUGACCACUUAUUUCACGUACUCUAAUCCGGAAGUGUUAAGUGUAGUUUAUUCUACUAAACGUACCUAGUUCAAUUACUUCUCACCUAUGAUUUUGUAAACCAGAGGAAUGGGAAAUGGACCAUUUUGUAGAUAUCAAUAUUUUGUUAUAUAAUUUUGUUUCACUUUCGUUUUCUUUUUUAAUUUGUAUGUCUUUUAAUUCAGAAUCUACUAAAGUGUGUAGUGACUAACAAAAAGGAGACGUUGAGUGGUGAGGUUCGGAAUUGGAACUGCUCAGUGCUUAAAUUUAACUCUAGUGCCCUAAUCCUCAAAUCUUUAGAACGAAUUCUUCAGAACUAUUUGUCAACGGUUAAAAUAUUUAAGGUUUACGCCA